AUGGAGGAAGGAAACCGGACAUCGUUAACGUAUUUUAUCCUUGUUGGACUGACGGAGAACCCUGGAUUCCAGCCGUUUCUCUUCGCCGUCUUUUUAUGUUUCUACGUGGUCACCGUGAGCGGUAACACGUGUAUCAUUCUCGCCUAUAAUCUGUGUUCUGUUCUUCAAACCCCGAUGUACUUUUGUCUCGCCAACUUCUCCUUCUUAGAAAUAUGCUACGUGUCCGUCAUCGCUCCGAAAAUGUUAUCCAAUCUCCUAACCGACCGUAAAGCGAUCUCGUUUCGCGAGUGUUCCAUCCAGAUGUAUUGUGCGUUUCUCUUCGGCGGUGUCGAGUGUUACAUACUUGCGACCAUGGCCUACGAUCGAUACAACGCCAUAUGCCGCCCGCUCUCAUACUGCAAUAUGAUGAGCCGGAAGGUGUGCGUUCAGCUCGUCGCCGGCUCCUGGAUCAUUGGUGCGGUUAAUGCUUUAAUACACAACGUCCUAACGUUCACUCUACCCUUCUGCGGGUCUAACAGAAUCGAUCAUUUCUUUUGUGACGUCCCACCGAUACUGGAGCUGGCGUGCGCGGACACCCGGAUCAACGAGAUCGUCCUAUUCGCUGUAGCCGGCUGCGUUAUAAUUGGAUCGUUUCUAUUAACGAUGAUCUCUUACGUUAAAAUCGUCUCCACCGUUUUCAGUGUGAAUUCCGGUUCUGGAAGGAAGAAAGCCUUUUCCACCUGCACCUCUCACUUCACGGUUGUUUCAAUUUUCUACGGCUCGGGGAUUUUUAUGUAUUUCAGACCCAAAUCUAGUUAUUCCAUGCAUAAGGACAGCCUGGCCUCUCUGUUGUACGCGGUCAUCGCCCCCCUGUUAAAUCCUUUCAUAUACAGUUUAAGGAACAAUGAUGUAAAAGUAGCUCUCGUAAAAAUAACACGUGGCUUAAAAAAAUUCUAG
This is a messenger RNA of Spea bombifrons (plains spadefoot toad), 936 nucleotides long. RefSeq names its product olfactory receptor 1019-like. Gene Ontology annotation, molecular function: olfactory receptor activity; G protein-coupled receptor activity. Gene Ontology annotation, biological process: G protein-coupled receptor signaling pathway. NCBI's taxonomy places the organism in Eukaryota, Metazoa, Chordata, Amphibia, Anura, Pelobatidae. The transcript has a single exon. Gene Ontology annotation, cellular component: membrane. The record is from RefSeq and is a predicted model, not a curated record. Bases 1 to 936 code for a protein of 311 amino acids.